UGAAAAUUAGGGACCUCAAAUGGCGCAGGACGACAAUCAAGAUUAUUUCGACAAAUUCAUUGAGUUUAACAUCCCUGGGCCCAGGCUGGGAAAGGAGUUUUUACACCCAGAUGUGGCCGAGCGGAUGAAGAAAGGAGAACAAGGGGACGAGAAAAAUGUCCUGGAUCGAGAGAAUUAUGAGUCUCAUCAGAGAUACAACCACUUUAAAUCUCUGGUUCCUGAAAAAUUUAUGGAAAAAACUGGCAGUGAUUUCGGUAUAUUUCCAAAAGAUAAUACUGAUAAAGACCCAGUCCAAAUUAAUCAGGCUGCAGUGUAUAAUAUAAUUGCUAAAAGAUUUCAUGAUUGCAUGAAGGAGGAAAGUAAACAAAUGACACCUGAAUACCUAUCUAAAACUCGAGAUUGGGAACUAGUCCAUAAUCACUGUGCUUACGAAAGACUCACGCUGUUUAAUUAUCUUCGCCAGUAUAACAGAUCAGAAACAUCAGACAACGCCAUCAAACAUCUGAUCUUAAAAGAAUACUCUUUCUACUUUGGAAGAGAAGACCUGACGCCUAAGAAUGUAUGCAAGCAUAAGCUCAGGAAGAUAUUCGAUAUUCAUCUGGAAUAA
This is a messenger RNA of Moneuplotes crassus, 607 nucleotides long. The record is from the annotation of a GenBank genome assembly. Lineage: Eukaryota; Ciliophora; Spirotrichea; Euplotida; Euplotidae.